Messenger RNA from Acanthosepion pharaonis, 642 nucleotides. The record is from the annotation of a GenBank genome assembly. NCBI's taxonomy places the organism in Eukaryota, Metazoa, Mollusca, Cephalopoda, Sepiida, Sepiidae.
AUGAGUAGCACGAAUGUGACUUUCCAGAUUGACAAGGGACUUGCACUCUUUCACACAGAUGUGUUGCAUACAUUAUUGCCUCCAGCAACAGGAGAUACUUCUUUUUCUUCAGUUCUUUGUUCUUAUUUUCUCUUUUUUUCUCUCAGUAAUCGUAUUUUGUCAAUAUUGCCUUUCUUGUUUCUUUGCCUUUUCUGCUUUAUUUUAUUUAUCUCUCUUUUUCCUCCCUUUGAUUUUCAUUUUUCCUUUCUUUUUCUACUUUCGCCAUUUUCUGCCUUCUUUCCUUUUUUUUCUCUUAUCUUCACUUGCAUUUCUUUCCUCUUUUUCCUUUUCACUAUCCAUUUUCUUCCUUUCAGUUUCAUUAUUUUUUUUUUUUUUUAUAUUUCUGCCUUUGUUCUUUCAUUCUCUCUUUUCUUCCUUCAUUUUCCUCUUUUUCCUUCUAUUUCUUUGAAUUUUUUUUCUUAUUUCUCUGCAUUGGUUCUCUCUUUUUCUUUCUUCUUUUAUUCCCCCCCUUUAUUUCAUUUUUCUUUGUUCUUUUCUUAUUUCUCUACAAUUGUUCUUCCCUUCUUUCUUUUUCUCCUUUUCAUUCUCCUCUCUUUUCCUAUUUAUUUCCCGGAAUCAAAAGGAUCUCCACAAUCCACCUAA